This is a messenger RNA of Amphiprion ocellaris (clown anemonefish), 2852 nucleotides long. RefSeq names its product apoptosis inducing factor mitochondria associated 2 (gene aifm2). The coding region runs from base 256 to 1374 and encodes 372 amino acids. Gene Ontology annotation, biological process: apoptotic mitochondrial changes; positive regulation of apoptotic process. The transcript has 9 exons. Lineage: Eukaryota; Metazoa; Chordata; Actinopteri; Pomacentridae. Gene Ontology annotation, cellular component: cytoplasm; mitochondrion. Gene Ontology annotation, molecular function: electron-transferring-flavoprotein dehydrogenase activity; flavin adenine dinucleotide binding. The record is from RefSeq and is a predicted model, not a curated record.
CUUUUUUCAUGGACUGUGCGGCUGCUGGACCAGCGUUCCACACUCGGCUCUGAUGAUGAGGAGAUGUUUUCCAGCGGUGUCCCACCAGAUGCUGGCUGGUUCUCUGACACCUACAACAGGAGAACUGCACAGAGUGGCCUUGUGUUGUGGCCCACCUGAGGCACACCUGUGCAAUGAUCCUGCUGUCCAAUCAGCAUCUCGAUACGCCACACCUGUGAGGAGAAUGGAUCGUCUCAACACAGUGUUUUUCCAGAGAUGGGAGGUCAGGUGACUUCGUUCGAGAACGUCCACGUUGUCGUCGUCGGCGGAGGGUUCGGAGGAAUCGCAGCGGCUCAGGACCUGAAGUCUCGAGGGAUUAAAUUCACUCUGAUCGACAUGAGAGACGCUUUUCAUCACAACGUUGGAGCUCUGAGAGCCUCGGUGCAGCCAGGUUUCGCUCAGAGAACCUUCAUCCCGUUCAAAGAGACGUUCGGAGAAAGUUUCGUUCAAGGUCGAGUCGAACGAAUCGACACCGACGGUCAGCUGGUCGUCCUGGAGGGAGGAAGGGAGAUCCGGUUCUCCCACCUCAUCCUGGCCACCGGCACCGACGGCCCGUUUCCAGGGAAGUUCAACACCACGGCGUCGCGGCAGGAGGCCGUUCAGGCGUACGAGGACUUCGUCAAACAGGUUCAGGCUGCUGGUUCGGUUCUGGUGGUCGGAGGAGGGUCGACCGGAGCGGAGAUGGCAGCGGAGAUCAGGACCGAGUAUCCAGACAAGAAGGUGGUUCUGAUCCACUCCAGGACGGAGCUGGCUGACCCGGAGCUGUUGUCCAGCGUCAGAGAUCAGGCCAAGCAGGUUCUGCAGGAGAAAGGGGUGGAGCUUCUGCUUGGACAGAAGGUGUCCAACCUGUCGGAGCUGCCGCUGAACGUGGUGCAGAAGGACACGGUUGUUACCACGGAUACAGGAAUCACGGUGACGGUAGAUCUGAUCAUCAGCUGUGUUGGACUCAAAGUCAACUCUGCUGCCUACGAAUCCAGCCUCGCCGGCUCUCUGGCUGAUAACGGAGCCCUGAAGAUCAACGACUACCUGCAGGUUGAAGGUUUCUUCAACGUUUAUGCCGUCGGCGACUGCACCGACGUUAAAGAGCCUAAGAUGGCGUACCACGCCGGGCUGCACGCCGCUGUCGCUGUCGCCAACAUCGUCAACAGUUUGAGCGGGAAGGAGCUGACGACGUAUCGUACAGGUAACGUCACCCUGCUGAUGGCGCUGGGCCGAGACGAUGGCGUCGGCCAGUUUAACGGGUAUCGGUUGCCUCGUUUCCUCGUCGCUUUGGGGAAAAGUCGGGAUGUGUUGGUGUGGAAGAGCUGGUGGGACAUGAAUCAGAAACAGCCCUGAUUCUCACGUCUACAUUACCUGGAUGUUGAUUCAUGUUCAGUGUUUUCAAAUCUAGAAACAAGAAAACAAUCACCACUGCUGCCUGAUGCUAAGCUAGCUGUGUUUCAUGUUUACAUACAAUCCAGAAUGCUGAUUAGCAGCUUCUUUAUGAACAACUUCACCAUUUAGACAUUAAAAUUACCGUUUAUAAUCAGUUUCAUGUGCCAACUUUGAUAUCUGUGACAUCUGUUAGCUUUAGCUAACAGCUAACAUGACAUUCCAAUGAGAAAACAGCAGCUAUUAGCAGUAAAAUGCUAACACAGAGCACACAGUUAGCUUCACAGAAACAGAUCAGUGCCUGAAAACAUUAACCGACAGUGCCAGUGAAAAACACAGGUAAUGUUUAUACGCUUUAAAAACUAAUGUUAGCAUCUAAAAAAAUAACAAGUUAGCAUAAAAUAAUUUAACAAUAAAACCAUCAUUAUCAAUAGACACUGAUGUAACACAUAUUAGCAGAAAAAUGUUAGCAUAAAAACCAACGUUAGCAUUAGUUUUUCAUUUCUAAAGUUGAGGGAAAAAACAAGAUGUUAGCAUUAGCUCACUAAUAUUCGCAUUCACAACUUAGCAUCAGUUUUUCAAUUCUACUGUUUGAUUUAAAAUUAAUUCAGCAUAAAAUAAAACUGAUUACCAACGUAACCAUUAAAUUACUACCAGGACAAAAAUGUAGCAUUAGCUGAGGUCAUUCUAAAACUACCUGAAGUUAGCAUUGUUAACGUAAAAGUCUGGCAAUGAGAAGCUACAAUUAGCAUUAAAACACUUUCACAUUACAUGUUCGCGUCAGUGUUUUUAACUUUGAUAUUAGCUUUACAAACUGAUGUAUGCAUAAAAUACAGAUUAGUAUCAACAGAAGCAUUAAAAACAACAGUUUUAGCAUAAAAUGUUUGCAUUAAAGAAUGAUGUUAGCAUUGAAAAGCUGACAUUAGCAUAAAAUAACUAUUUGAAAAAUGUACUUUAGCUAUGCAACAGUUAAUAUUAGCACUGAGAAAACAGAUGCUAACAGUAAACAUUAGCACUGAAAAGCUAACAAUUAAACAAAUAUAAACCAACAUUAGCAGAUAAACAAUAAAACAAUCUGAUCUGUGUUUCUGUGAUGUUCUUCCUGUUGUGUUCUCAGAACUGAAUGGAUUUUUCGAGACUGAAAGUUUUGGAUAUUCUUGGUAUAAUCAUUCAACUUUAGAUAUUUGGAGUUAGAUGGAUAAAAAGUGCAUUUUUCCACGAAGUUUAUUUCUUGUUUUUUCGUUUUGUUUCCCUGCUUUGUUUGUAUGUUUGCUAAAAAAAACAUUAAAAAAAACAAACCAUAAAAUUAAAUCCAACUCGUCUGGUUGUAUAGAAAUCUGCUGGUUUUAAUCAAAAACACAAAAUAAAGACAUGAAACAUGUUUAAAAACUAAAACUUUAUUUUUACCAAACAAUAAAUAAAAUAUUUUUAAACAUGAAAAA